GGGCGCGCCCUUCCCUCGGCCCGGUCGAUUUGGGGCGUCACCGACGGGGGCGUUUCCCGAGACCACUGGGGAUCCCCGAGGCCGGGUAGCCGGAGGCCCGGACAGACGGACCCCGGGGCUGCGCGCCCGGCGGCUGCGGCCGGACGGGAGAAUCUCGCCGGCGGGGCAGCGUUGAGGAACUGCCGCACUUUGCGCCCGGGCGCAGCGCGCCGCCCGGCCGAGCCCAGGGCAGCGGCGCCACGCUUCUCCGCAGCCCGGCUCUGCGGGUCCCGCGCGGCGUCCGCGCCCGGGUCUCCCGCGUCCCGGCCGCGCGGGCCCGGGGGCACAGGGCGGUGCCGGCGGCGCUCCGGAGGCCGGGUUCUGCCCUCACGCCCACCCCAGACCGACAGUUCCGCGGGCCAGUGUUUCCCUCGCCUUCUUAAGUUUAAAGGAGGGACGGCGUGCCCCAAAUGUGGUGGAGAGCUGGGGAGAAUCCAGAGGACAUAUCGUAAUCAUUUCCUCCUUUACCUUCUUACUGCCAAGGCUGCAGGGAAGGGCCCUGCCUCCGCGAGGAACCGUUGGCGGUGAGACCAGCUCGGAAGGAAGACGUUGCCAUCACAGGUUGGGGCUCGGCUACAUUUCCAGAACCAUCUAGUCAAGAUGGUAGACACAGAAAGCCCGAUUUGCCCCCUCUCCCCACUCGAGGCUGAUGAUCUGGAAAGCCCAUUAUCUGAAGAAUUUCUACAAGAAAUGGGAAACAUCCAAGAGAUUUCUCAAUCCAUUGGUGAGGACAGUUCUGGAAGCUUUAGUUUUACAGAAUACCAGUAUUUAGGAAGUGGCCCAGGAUCUGAUGGAUCUGUUAUUACAGACACCCUCUCACCAGCUUCGAGCCCCUCGUCGGUCACUUACCCGGUGGCUCCCGGGAGUGCUGAUGAACCUUCCAGCAUAGCCUUGAACAUUGAAUGUAGAAUCUGUGGGGACAAAGCCUCAGGCUACCAUUACGGAGUUCACGCGUGUGAAGGUUGCAAGGGUUUCUUCCGGAGAACCAUCCGGCUGAAGCUGGCCUAUGACAAAUGUGACCGCAGCUGCAAGAUUCAGAAAAAGAACCGGAAUAAGUGCCAAUACUGUCGUUUCCACAAGUGCCUUUCGGUCGGGAUGUCCCAUAACGCAAUUCGCUUUGGACGCAUGCCAAGAUCUGAAAAAGCAAAACUGAAAGCGGAAAUUCUCACCUGUGAACAUGACCCAGAAGAUGCAGAAACGGCAGAUCUGAAGUCCCUCGCCAAGAGAAUUUACGAGGCCUACCUCAAGAACUUCAACAUGAACAAGGUCAAGGCCCGGGUCAUCCUCGCGGGGAAGGCCAGCAAUAACCCGCCCUUUGUCAUACACGACAUGGAGACAUUGUGUAUGGCUGAGAAGACUCUGGUGGCCAAGUUGGUGGCCAACGGCAUCCAGAACAAGGAGGCGGAAGUCCGCAUCUUCCACUGCUGCCAGUGCACGUCCGUGGAGACCGUCACCGAGCUCACCGAGUUCGCCAAGUCCAUCCCUGGCUUUGCCAACUUGGACUUGAAUGAUCAGGUCACUUUGCUGAAAUACGGAGUUUAUGAGGCCAUAUUUGCCAUGCUGUCUUCUGUGAUGAAUAAAGACGGGAUGCUGGUAGCAUAUGGAAAUGGCUUUAUAACUCGUGAAUUCCUAAAGAGCCUAAGGAAACCGUUUUGUGAUAUCAUGGAACCUAAGUUUGAUUUUGCAAUGAAGUUCAACGCGCUAGAGCUGGACGACAGUGAUAUCUCCCUUUUUGUGGCUGCUAUAAUUUGCUGUGGAGAUCGUCCCGGCCUUCUAAACGUGGGACACAUUGAAAAAAUGCAGGAGGGCAUUGUGCACGUGCUCAAACUUCACUUGCAGACCAACCACCCAGACAACACCUUCCUCUUCCCAAAACUCCUUCAAAAAAUGGCAGACCUCCGGCAGCUCGUCACAGAGCACGCGCAGCUCGUGCAGGUCAUCAAAAAGACGGAGUCUGACGCCGCCCUGCACCCGCUGCUGCAAGAAAUCUACAGGGACAUGUACUGAGGGCUUGAAAGUGAAACGCACAAGCCACGUGCCAAGGACUUCUAAAGUCAACAGCACUACAGAUGGGGAACGGGAGCAACAUCGCUUUGCACAAAUUCCACCAUUUUCACCUCAGAGAAUGGGACGGAUGAGCCCUAGGUAACCGGAACCCUAGACCACAUUUCUUUCUUUUUCACACCAGUACUUCUGAGAACGUGCAAAGUAUUAAAAUGCUGGUGACAGGUAGCUGAUAGGCAGUUCUUAGAAAAUUAAGGGGAAUGAUGCCCAGCGGUCUGAUUUUAACUCACCUGAUAUUAAUCAAUGCAGAUUUCUUGAUAUCACAUGAGUAACAUAGCGCUGAAUUAACUGGUGACCUCGAAAUACGUGGUCUGUCUUCGCCUUUUGCUGCCUUUUGACUGUUGCGCUCCCUUAUCAUUUUAAAAACUAAUCAGCACUUUUUAACUUUUAUAAUCCUGUAAAUCUAGAUGAAUCCAAAGGUUAGGUAUUUUUAAAAAACAGCAAAAUAUUUAUUGGGAAGACUCUAAUUCUGUUUCCUGAAUUUGAAGACAGACAACGUGCUGUUUCUUAAUCAUAGGAUUUAAAAUUUCAGAGGAUUCUUUGAUAAGCUAUCCAAACGCAGCAGUCGGUUGGUUUUCACUGUGUUCAUGGCUGUGACUUAAUAGGGCGGAAGGGCCUGUUUCCAGGUUUGUAUAGAAGAUCCCAGAAAGCCGCAUCUCAAGACUCCCCCUGGACUCGAUGCUCUGCCUGUUUCAAGCUGGCAUCUGGAGUCAGCAGGAGCAAGACAAACGGAAAGUAUGUCAGUUGUCCAUCCCUCUGACCUAUUUCCUAUCAAAUCAGAACCAACUGAGUCAGAUUGUUUGGGGGCCAUGAUAGCGUUUUCGGGGGCAAACUGACAAGUUGUUUGUCAGUGUUCCUCUGGGCCCCAUGUGUCAAGGCAGCUCCUUGGCCUUUUCCUGUGUUGCUUUUUAAAAUAUGCAGCUUUAUUUUAUUUUAUUUUUAAAGAUUUUAUUUAUUCAUUUAUUUGAGAGAGUGAGAGAGAGAGAGAGAGCACAUGAGAGGGGGGAAGGUCAGAGGGAGAAGCAGACUCCCCGCCGAGCAGGGAGCCCGAUGCGGGACUCGAUCCCGGGACUCCAGGAUCAUGACCCGAGCCGAAGGCAGUCGCCCAACCAACUGAGCCACCCAGGCACCCCGCAGCUUUAUUUUUUUAACUCUUGGUGGCAGUAGCUGCUCCCGAGAGUGUAGAAGGCAAGGCAAACAGGACUUUGGAGCGUGGGCCCCAAGGGGACCACGUGGAGAAUGAGGGGGACAGGCACAGAGUCCUUCAUGGGGCAGUUUUCCAGUUACAUAGGGAAGGCGGCUUUCCCAACAUCUGAAAUAUUUGUUUCAGCCUCAAAGAUCAUUUCUCAACCCGGUCUGGUUAUGAAAGCAGUGUUAAUAGUGGUUUUCGUCCCAGAGCAUAUGGACCUGGAAAGACUCUUUCUGUCCACCGUGGUAUGUAAAUGUCCUGUCAGGGGAUUUACAGCAGCCCUGCCCUGCAGGCCAGCCCGACCUGAGCUGACACCUCCGCAAGGGUGUCACUGGCCACCUGCCCCUGACCCCCUGCCUCAUGGCAGCUCGUCGUAGCACCUGGUUGUACCUUUGGCACCCCUCCCCCUCCGUCUCUAGAAAACGUGGCUCUAGAAGGUCGCUAUACUUGCUCUGGAAGAAUGAUUAGGAUUGAACUUGAUAAAGUUCCCAAGGUCAGCAUCAAGGAAAUUCAACAGGAGAGAGAACGAUAAAACUGUAAGGUUUCAACUAGAAAAGGCGAACACAUGUGCCCGUGAAAACGGGCACAUCCUCCUCAAAAUUAAACCUUAGUGGUAGUUUUCAUUUUUAUUUUGUUGAGAGAGCCAAUCAAAGGAUCUGUUGGAAGCAGAUAAAAGUAUUUCCACGUAUGAAUGAUACCUGUCCAGAGGUCAUCCCGAGUCAGAGGGCACGCACGUCCAUGUGGGCGUUCUUCCCUAAGACAAGGCCCCUCGGGCUGGUGCCACGUCUGUGUUGCCUCUGUCGACCACUGGCCUCUCUUCUCAGGUGUCCCAGGUAGAUGCCAUUGGUGGACGUGGCCUCAGAAAGGGACCCUCAAGACCCAGGCUUUCAGAAAAGUCGCUCGCUCUGGUUCUGUUCUCAUAAAACUUAUUUUUAAAAGCUCUUUAUUUCAUGCAUUCUGCCGCCGAAGUCACCGGGUUCUGUAGUGCUAGUGUUAGUGAGCCUUUGGCUCUCUUGGGGCCCGGCUAGGCUCCCAGCGAUGUUCCCGGUGAGGCCACGAAGGAGGCUGCAGAGAGCGCAGCUCGAAAGUCACUUGAAUUCGUUCACUGGUACCGAUGGGAAGAAAAUCACAGAUUCCCGUUCAUUUUAAGUAACAGUCACUGAUUGCCACGCAGAAUGUUCGGGCCAUCUAAUCAAAGAUUUCUCAGUCCACCGACAGUCAGAUACAGACAAAUUAUUCACCCGUUCAGAAUACUGUCGCAUUUCCAGUAGGGACUCGUUAAAGCGCAUUUAUUGCCUGCUGGAUUUCAGCAGACAUCAGCACGAAGUGGGGUAGAUAUGACAGAACAGGUUCGAGAAGCCUCAGACCAGAGCACGGAGCCCCUCCUCUGCUGGGGAGCUCGGCCCGCGGUGCAGCUCCCCUCGCUACCACCUUGAUGCCCUUUGGCAAGUCACUGUUUGUAGCCACAAGUGCCACAUGCCUCAGAGACCACAAAAUUACACCCAGCCUUCGUCUGCAGGGCUGAGAAGGAACGAGUCCUGAACUCAGCAGGCAGCUCCAGCUCCGGAGCCGGCCUGGCCCGCUCUCCCCAGUCCUUUUCGUCCUCCCAGGCAUUUCCAGCUGGGUGUCCCACACACGGAAUCCUGCCCCUGCCACCUUGAGGGCCGCACACACCAGUGGCCGUCUUGGGGAAGCCCAGCAGCAUCAAAACCAGGAUGCUGGCAACUGCAUCAGCACAAGUGAGAGGCAGGGCAGUGUGGGAAUCAUCAAAGCGCCAGUGAGCCGCUCCUUCCUUCCCGCCUUGCUCUCGAGUUUCCCUGUGGCCUUCCUGUAACUCUCGGAUGAGAUGCACUCCAAGCAUCUCCCUAAAGAGUAGGUGUACAUAUGGCAAUAAGAAUGUGAAGUCCAGGAGAAGAACCUUGGUGCAUGGUGCAUUCAGGAAUGCUUGUGAGAGCGAUCCUUGUUUUAAAGGGACUCUUCAUUUUAAGAGCAAGCAUGUAUCCUUCUGCAUUUCGGAUGCAUUUCUUACUGAAACUCUAAGGGAGCGAACAGCCUCAAGGAUCAUGUGGGGGUUCCAGAGACAGGGCGGCGUCCUAAGAUCUGAGCAGAAGCUCAAGGCACAAGUAAAAUCCUUUGUUUAAUGUGCGAUAAGUAGAUUAUUAAUUUAGCAACUACUGUUUCCCCAAAUCUACAGCAUAACCGCUACCUCAAUAUGAUACAUCAAAAGGCACAGUUAAAAUUAAGGUACACGAAACACUCGGGGUCCUUCUGGAGCAUCUAUAGUCAGAUCAUUUAUGAAUAAGAUUCAGAAGUUACACACCUUUGCUUGAUUGCACGCUGAGAGGCAGAAGGUCAUGUGACUUCUUAAAGGCACUUCGGUUGAGCCUCCAAGAUACACAUGUGCAGAAGUUGCUGCCCCCAGUUUGGGUGAGUUGGAGCAUGACCCAGGUCUGGAAGUGGGAACAGUCACUGGCCGCAGUGACCCGCCCUGUGGAGGGCCUCCCCUGCUCCUCGGCUGCACCUGCUGGCCGAGGCAGCCUGCUCAGGGAGAGACCCUGCCAGAUGAGGCUGGAAGCAGAUGCCUCCGGGCCGACUUAGCCGGGCUGUGACUUUUCAAGGCGCACUUGGGCCUCCUUGCUGCUUCUGGGCACUUCCUUCCUCGUGCUCCCUUCUUCAAGCCACAGCAGCACCAAGCACAUUUGAUACCUAGCCACUGCAUACACGAUGGAGGGUGGUUUUUUGGUUUGUUUUUGUCUCGACCCAGUGGCCACACCCGUCUCUGGAAUGUCUUACAAAUGCCUGUUUCAAGAGGGGUACACUGUUUUGACCAACCUGCACUGCAGGUGUUCCUGGAGGGGCCACUUACUGAAAGCCUUUAAGUUCACAGCAGUGUGUCCAUUCAGGAUGGCAAGGACAUCCCACUGUCUGUGGAAGUCACCAGCUACGAUCGAUGCCAGCCACCGAGGGCUUACUGAUUAUUAAGUGUCCGUGGAAGUUUCUUCCCACGUACCCAGUCUUUAUAGCACAGGCACAGCCCAGCACCGGGUGACUCCAAAGCCAGGCUCUCUGUACUUGUUCUUCUCCUUUUAAAAAAAAGUGGCCCAGCUUCUCUUAACUCUUGGUCCAAGCUGAUGUAUAGGGGUCCCCCUGGGAUUAAGGAUUCUUGCCAGGCUCCAAAGGUUGAGUCUACAUUUUUUGCUGGGAUAUAUAUAUGCCAUUUUAACAGAAUUCAGGAAAAUGGUCAUUGACCCCCAGCCUGUGACACACACCAGAGUAAGGAUAAAGGCAGUGAACUUUCCUCUGACUCAGGAUAGAGGAGAUCCAUUACAUUUCUCUGGAAACCACAAUGCAAAUUAGAGGGGAUACUGAAAGUUGAAAAGACAAUGAGUCUUCAUGCGUUAGUUUAAAGAAUUACAGAAUUCUUUCCACGAUGCUGUUUUGUGGAGUGCAGCUGGGUGUCUUAAUACUCCCAUGGAGUGGGCUGAGGCUCAUAAAGGCUGUGGGUGUGGCCCACGUAAUCGGACAGCAACUGAGAGGCUAGCAGCCUGAGGCCUGGGACACCUUCUCAGGUCUAGCAUGGGGCUCUCAGCAGACCAUUUGCUUCUCAACAUUUCAGGCUGAGACAAAGACAAGUGUCACCGUGUAACUACCCCACCUCGGGAAAACGGGGGUGGGGAGGACAGGGACCAUAUAAUGUGGCUCAGCUGAAAUACAUACAGCCACAUCCUUUUGGAAUUCCUUGCCAAACAGAACAGACCAAACUGCACCCAUGUUCAAUGUCACGUCUUGAUUGAAGCAAUGGAGAAUGUCAAGGACUCCAGGGGCCCCCUAGCUGUUCAAUGCCUUAUUUGCCAAAAGAAAAGAAAAAAAAAAAAAAAAAACCACUAAGAAACUUUUUUUUUUUAACAUCAGAGAUAGGGUUAAGACCUGGAUCAGGUUUUUUUAAUUUAAAAUGUUUGCUAUUUUGGGUCAAAUGUGAAGAACUUCCCCAAGUGCUUCUCUGGAGAAGGAAUAUACUAGCCUCCUCCUCCCUUACCCUUCUCCCCACACCCAACAUCUAAACUUUGCUAAUUCGACAAACUGCGGCACCAUGGAGACCAGUGCAGGGACCCGCCCUCCACCAUGAGCCCGGAGGUGAGGGCUCUUGCCCCCAGGGGGUCCCCCGGCCUCAGCAUGGCCUUCUCAGGGCAGGGAGGUCAAGCUUCGGGCCCUGAAGACAAGUGAGUGACCGAUCUUUCCAAAGUAAAAUCAUUCACUUUUGGAAACUAUCUUCUCUUUUUAAAAGCACAGACAGUCUGUUCCUUUUUUUCAGGCCUAAAAAAACAAAGGAAAAAAAAAAAGUACCUCACAAUAGAUGAAUACCACUCAGUACCCUUUCCAGUAAGGUCACAGUAUUUGUGUUUGUCAUUUUUCCUACACUGUAUGGUAAAAUGAACUAUGUUAAUAGCUAUAUCUUAAAUACUGUGAUUCAAGUUUAAGAAAAAUUUUAGUGUAUUUUACUAACUUACAAUCCUGCAUCUAAUAACAAAGAUUUGGAUUCUUUUGAAAUCAGUAUUAGUUGACACACACUCUUAGUAGCCUGGCUCAUGGAACCUACUGGAAACACAAAGGAUGCUGGAAUAUAACUGACAUACAGUUGCAUACACAUGUGCACACAUACACAGCUUUUUGUCUCUCCCAAGCCAUGCAGAAUUUUAUUUCCCCGUGUAAAUCUGUUCCCUUCGUCAUGAGUCACAUGCGAGUACAAGCGAGUCUGUUUUCACCGUCUCUUCUGGCAAGGGGGCCAGAGACCCAGGUCCAGAGUCACUUACUGCUCCCAGCAGUGUCCUGCUGAAGACCUGAACUAUUCCUGGGUCGUGGGUCACGGUCUGUUCUUCAGGAAAUUAUUACCUGUGGGUUAUUACCAAAGCACUCAGGCAAUCCGAAAUCUUCGGGUGGGAUAUUUGCACCGCUGGUUGUCUGGCAGCCCCCCGAUGGCCCAGCCCGAAGCAUACAAUGGAAACCACAGACCCCGUGAGGCUCCUGUGGGUCGUUCGCAGUAUCUCGGCAGAACUUCUUCAUGUCCACAGGGCCAUGGCACUGAGAGUGUCUGACUGACACAUGUCAGAACAUCAGAUGGAUGCAGAUUUCCAAAGCAAGACUGAGCUUGGUUUCUUGGUGUGUUUGUUACCACUCUGGUGCCUUAUACUCUCCCAAGUAUUCAGGGGCUGACAGACCCCUCGUCUUCAUACUAAACAGGAGCAGUUCCAAAGCAGAUCUUUUAGAGCAGGUUCUGGGGUUCUCUCUCUGGGUCUGGAGAGGGGGGCAUCCAUCCAGGGCCUCAGGGAACAGGGGUGUGCACAGAAGAGCAAAUGGAAUCUUCCGAGUCACAUUAACCAAUAGCGGUUCCAAGCAAUUAGAAAAUGACUGUAACUUUAAUUUUUAAAAAAUCUUCGGUCUUAUUCUGUUUCCUGCUAGGAGAUUGAAUUGAUCACGUAUGUUGAUUAAUAUCCUGAAUUUAUGGGAAUGUACAGGUUUGGAAUGUCCUACUGUAAGACUGAUGAAUGUAAGGAGUUAAUUUCAGGGUAUAGUGUUGCCUUAAUGGUUUUAAAAAAUAAAACUCUUUUUUAAAAUUG
Messenger RNA from Mirounga angustirostris (Northern elephant seal), 8907 nucleotides. It is a transcript of the gene PPARA, whose product is annotated as peroxisome proliferator activated receptor alpha. The record is from RefSeq and is a predicted model, not a curated record. Lineage: Eukaryota; Metazoa; Chordata; Mammalia; Carnivora; Phocidae. Gene Ontology annotation, cellular component: nucleus. Gene Ontology annotation, biological process: fatty acid metabolic process; negative regulation of transcription by RNA polymerase II; positive regulation of fatty acid metabolic process. Gene Ontology annotation, molecular function: RNA polymerase II cis-regulatory region sequence-specific DNA binding; zinc ion binding; nuclear receptor activity. The transcript is spliced from 8 exons. Bases 640 to 2046 code for a protein of 468 amino acids.